AUGAGAAAAGUCCCUUCUGUUCCUGAAGCUUUGAAUGAGAAUCUCAACGGUGCUAUAUUUUGUGAAGAGGAAGCAGUGCCUGUUGUCUGUGGCAUCCGAGCCAUUUGGGUCACUCAAGCUAACAGAAGAAAACACAUAGCCACCCAGUUACUGGAUGCCCUGAGGAAAAGUUUCUGCAUGGGAUUUGUCCUUGAACACUCUCAAUUGGCAUUCUCUCAACCAACAUCAGCUGGAAAGGCUUUGGCAUCCAAUUAUAUUGGUGGUGGAUAUUUUUUGGUGUACAAAACCAACAAUCUUAAAGGUCCAGAUUCUAUAUAA
Prunus armeniaca (apricot) is the source of this 318-nucleotide messenger RNA. The record is from the annotation of a GenBank genome assembly. Lineage: Eukaryota; Viridiplantae; Streptophyta; Magnoliopsida; Rosales; Rosaceae.